AUGACGAGAUUCGAGAUCGCUCGAAGUGCAGCAACAAGUUGCAAACGAUCACUGAUCCAGAUUUCGACAGACUACAACAGCAACAACAACGACCACAGCAACGACUGCAACAACUACGGCAACUACUACUACGGCAACCACAACUACAGCAACAACAGCCACAACAACUACAGCAACCACAGCAACAUCUACAACAACUACAGCAACAACUCAACAGCUACAACAACUACAGCAACUACAACAACAACUGCCACAACAACUACAGCAACAACAGCAACAACAACUACAGCAACCACAGCAACAACUGCAACAACAACGACAGCAUCAUCCACAACAACAACCACAGCAACAACAACGGCCACAACUACUUCAGCAACAACAGCAACAACAACAGCCACAACAACUACAGCAACAACAACAGCAACCACAGCAACAACAACGGCCACAACUACUUCAGCAACUACAGCCACGACAACUACAGCAACAAGUGCCACAACAACAACAGCCACAACAACUACAGCAACAACAACAACAGCAGCAACCACAACAGCAACAGUAGCAGCGACUUCGACAUUCAAAUACCCGAUGCACACCGAGAUCGAGCACAUGUUCGGCUUCGUGGCGAUGCUCUCCUUGCUUCCAGUCCUCCUCAGUAUUCCCAAGGAGAUCUCAGGGUCCCCUCCCUCCCCUCCCCUUCCUCCCCCACCCGGGCCUCCUCCAGCGCCCAAGUCGUCCUUGGCUCAUCUGGAAGAUUUCUCUGAUGAUUAUAACGUUCCAACUGCUCCUUUGGGCUUUGGAAGUAGUCAUCAAUUGGCCCCUGGAAACAGCCAUCAAUGGGUUCAUGGAAGAAACCCUCAACAGGUCCCUGGAAGUGGUCAUCAGUGGGUUCAUGGAAGUGACCGUCAACAGGUCCCUGGAAGUGGUCAUCAAUGGGUUCACGGAAGUGACCCUCAACAGGUCCCUGGAAGUGGUCAUCAAUGGUUUCACGGAAGUGACCCUCAACAGGUCCCUGGAAGUGGUCAUCAUUGGUUCUAUGGAAGUAACAACCAAUGGGUUCAUGGAAGUAAUCCUCAACAGGUCCCUUCCAGUAGCCAUCAAUGGGUCCAUGGAAAUGACCCUCAUCAAGCCCCUGGAAGUAAUCAUGAGUGGGUCCAUGGAAGCAACCCACAACAGGUAGUAGUGCCUGGAACUAACCAUCCAUGGGUCCAUGGAAGCAGCCAUCAAUUUGUGUAUCCUUUCCAGUCUCCAGUCCUCCGGCGGACGUCCCCUUUUAACCGUCGUGUCUCAUUUCCUCAUCACCAUGUCCCUUCUUCUCCGGACUCGGCUCCUUCUGAGAGGAAACACAAAGAAUUUCAACCUCCCUCUCUUCCAAACUCUGAAAGAUCUCCGUCGCCUUUGAUACCAAACUGCGAGCUUUCCGAGUACCUCCAGUUAAGACAGGAACUGGAUCAAGUAGUUUACGAGAACACAAGCCAAGAACUCAGCCCUCGAGUGGGUCAUCUUUUGGAAUCAAUAAACUACUGCAGGUUCGGGUUGACAGAGAAAACGAACAAACAACCCCAUUUCGACAGUAAUUCAUUCACCAGGGAAACAUCGCACAUAUGGCCCGGUUUAAAUUACCCAGCUCUCUUUAUCAGCGAAGUUCAUAACCUAGUCGACAGACUCAGCAACGCAGAUCAGGGACUCCAGUAUAAAGUUGCCUGUGGAGGAUCUCUGAUCACACCCAACCAUAUACUGACGGCUGCUCACUGCUUCAUCACCAGGAGACCAUCCGUCCUUCUAGUAGGCCUAGUGACUGCACACGAGGAUCGUGCCACCACCACCAGUAUUUAUGGCGUCAGGAAGAUCUCGCUACACCCAGACUACGAUCCACGAUUCAGAUACAACGAUCUAGCUAUAAUCGAGGUAGAGCAAGAGGUGAAACUCUCAUCAGGAGUCACUCCUUAUUGCCUACCUUCCCACAAACAGCAGCUCGAUGGCCUAGUAGGCACCGAAUCCGGGUGGGGUUUGCAGCCUAAUGACACAUCGGCCUAUCUGGUGAACGCCCGGGUCACUGUUAGACCGACCGAGGAAUGUAACAACAUUUAUAGAAACGACGAAGCGUUUCUGAAGGAAUAUCCACAGGGGAUUGAUUCGACGCUACUAUGUGCUGGUGGUGUUUCCUGGAGGAACCAGUGCAGGAGAGACGCCGGAGGGCCAUUAGUGGCCCAAGGAAGAAACGGGCAUCUCCAAGGGAUAGGAAUCGUCAGCACCACCAGCGGCUGCGGAUACCAUCAAUACCCGAACGUUUACGCGCGGACUGACGCCUUUCUUCCAUGGAUAGACCGCGUGAUCUACGGCGCAUGCGCGCGUUCUCCAUUCACCAGUUCCAGGCAGUUGUAAAUGGUAAUUUGUGAAUGAACAAUUUUUGUGGUGUUUGAUUCAUCGUAAGCUACUACGGUUGG
Molecule: messenger RNA, 2444 nt
Organism: Macrobrachium nipponense
Lineage: Eukaryota; Metazoa; Arthropoda; Malacostraca; Decapoda; Palaemonidae
Exons: 9
Coding region: 1-2382 (793 amino acids)
Biological process (GO): proteolysis
Molecular function (GO): serine-type endopeptidase activity
Source: RefSeq, a predicted model, not a curated record